GGUCAACUCCAUGUCACACUAAACGUAAAUUCUUUACCAACUGCAUAAUUUGCUUUCUUAUUGAAAAAAUAACUUCUAUCACUGUGUUGGAAUUGUAAAAGAAUUACUUUGUUGAAAAAAUCGCUGCGUUCUGAGCUGGUUUAAUGAGCGGCGUUUCAAACAUUAAUAUUAAGAGGAAACAAGGCCAAUGGGAUACUGAUGAGCCUAAAAACAACUCUUUUUCUAGUCGUCAGCACCAGAUUUACCGGUUGUCGCAAUCACCGCUUGUGAACGGUGAUUACUUUCUGAGACACAAUGAUUCCAGCGGAGCUCUUGGGUCAUCUGUGAAAAGCACAACGUACUAUGGUUCAAUGGGUCAGGGAAAGCAGUUAACGAUGAAACCUUCGUUCGUAAGCAUGGCUAAUACUGGAAGGCUUUCAACAGAUGAGACUUUUGAGUCGGCCGAGAACCCAGACAUUGUUCGCCGUCAUUUGGGCACUGCCGAUGGCAAUUGGGACGAGUUUUCCUCAUUAAAUCUUCAAGGCGGUGAUAUUCAUCGUCAGGUGUAUCGUUGGCAAGAGGAAAUGGACCAAAAAGCCCAAAUUCGUCGAGGUCGAUCACAUUCAUUCUCUGCCCAAGAUGUAACAGAACCUUUGCAAGUGAACGUCAAUAUUGGUGACCUAAAAAAAGCUGGCGGCAUGAGAAGAAAUUUUAUUCAAGCUAAGGCUAGCACAAACUCGUUUCAAAAUCCUCAAGCAACCCCGUAUCAACCUACAUUUCUUAACAGAAAUUUCAUUGAGUUUCUCUCUGUGUAUGGUCACUUCGCUGGUGAGGAGCUUAGUGAAGAAGAUGAGGAUGACGAAGAGCAAGAGGAAGAAGCUGAGACGCUGGCACCUCAUUGGCAUGCAGCAGGAACUCAGGAAUCACAACCCUUGUUGCAUCCCAGACGUCAUGCCCCUCCUGUCAAGGGUCAAGCAUCUGCGGGAAAGGCUGUGCUGCUUUUGCUGAAAUCGUUUGUCGGAACAGGUGUCUUGUUUUUGCCCAAAGCAUUCCAACUUGGAGGUCUGGCAUUCUCAACGAUUACCAUGCUUGUCGUGGCCGUCAUGUCACUUAUUUGUUUCAACCUCUUAAUCUCUACCAGAAACAAGAUACCAGGCAGUUUUGGUGAUAUCGGUGGUGUUUUGUUUGGCAGACAUAUGCGCUUUGCCAUUCUUGCUUCUAUUGUUGUCUCGCAAAUUGGUUUUGCGAGUGCGUACAUAUCAUUCGUGGCAAGUACUCUUCAGGCAUGCUUCAAAGCUAUCUCUGCUACUGGAAAGGAGUAUGAUAUAGUAUUGUUUAUUGUUUUCCAGUUUUUUGUGUUUGCCCCUCUUUCUAUGGUGCGUAAAUUGACAAAGCUUUCUGCGACUGCUUUGAUUGCCGAUUUUUUCAUUCUUCUUGGAAUUCUUUACCUUUAUUUUUGGGACGUGCUCACGCUGGCUACGCAAGGCAUUGCUGACGUUGUCUUGUUUAACAAAACAGAGUUUUCCUUGUUUAUUGGUGUUGCUAUCUUUACUUAUGAAGGAAUUUGUCUCAUUCUCCCCAUUCAGGAACAAAUGGCAAACCCUCAAAAAUUGCCCAAAGUUUUGUCUGGCGUAAUGUUGGCUAUUACCAUCCUUUUCAUUUCCAUUGGUGUUUUAUCAUAUGCUGCCUUUGGCUCCGAAGUGCAAACUGUUGUUAUUCUGAACAUGCCCCAGAGUGGAUUCACGGUUCUUAUCCAAUUUUUGUAUGCGAUUGCUAUUCUUCUCAGUACACCGCUGCAGUUAUUCCCUGCUAUUGCAAUCAUUGAACAAAGCAUCUUUACACGCAGCGGUAAACGCAACAAAAAGGUCAAAUGGCGCAAAAACUACCUCCGCGUUACCCUUGUAUUUAUCGCCAUUCUAAUCGCAUGGGGCGGUUCCGCACACUUGGACGAGUUUGUAAGUAUGGUUGGAAGUGUGUGUUGCAUUCCUCUCAUUUACAUCUAUCCUCCUAUGCUUCACUAUAAAGCCUGUGCGCGUGGCUUUUGGUCAAAAGCAUUGGAUGUUUUAAUUGGAUUAAUCGGUACCGUUUCCAUAAUUUUCACGGCAUACAUGACCUUGGUUUGAGACAUUUAAUUUCUUCAAAGAGUUGCCUCGCGCAACGUUGUUCGCCAUAUUUUUGUUCAUUUCCUUCUCCAAACGUAAUUCAGCUCCCACGCUCUCUAUUAGAAAUCAUUACUAAUAUCAAUUAUUGUUCUAUAAUUCACGAUAACAAAAAACCCACGAUUUGCUUAACAAUUUUCUGUGCAAGCUUCCAGUCCGUUUAUGACGCCG
This is a messenger RNA of Schizosaccharomyces japonicus yFS275, 2309 nucleotides long. Its product is annotated as vacuolar amino acid efflux transporter Avt3. Gene Ontology annotation, biological process: branched-chain amino acid transport; proline transport; amino acid transmembrane export from vacuole. The coding region runs from base 144 to 2102 and encodes 652 amino acids. Gene Ontology annotation, molecular function: L-tyrosine transmembrane transporter activity; L-isoleucine transmembrane transporter activity; L-lysine transmembrane transporter activity. NCBI's taxonomy places the organism in Eukaryota, Fungi, Ascomycota, Schizosaccharomycetes, Schizosaccharomycetales, Schizosaccharomycetaceae. Gene Ontology annotation, cellular component: membrane; fungal-type vacuole membrane; fungal-type vacuole. The transcript is spliced from 3 exons. The record is from RefSeq and is a predicted model, not a curated record.